AUGUUGCAAAGCAAUGUCUCCCACAACUGCAUUCUUCAUAAGCCUGUCAUCGGCAUCGCCACAGUGGGAUUGGACCCCGAGCAAGAACGGCGGCCCCCGUCUGCGCCUACGAAUCUGGACUUCCCACUUCACAAGGGCUUGGAUGCCACAGGAAGCGAAUCGGAAUCCUCUUUGAGGCAAAUAGGCGACCUCCUAGCUUCCAUUAAAAGACCGCAGGAUAUCUCGUCCGAAAGGUUCAAAGCUUUCAAUCUGAAAGUAGAGCUCAAUAUUCCUGCCACCUGCAUUGUCCGACGGGAUAGCACAAGUCGUUCACCCUUACUACCUUGGGAAGACAGCUCAUCAAACCCGUCGCCGUCUUUAGAUGAUGGCUCUCCAGUCUUGCUCGAGAAUGGGGAUUCGUAUCCGCCAAAGGAGAGAUUCGAGGUAUUAAAAGACGAACUUCUUAUGGACAAUGACGACGUAUUCCGCGAAGUGGGCAGGUUACCUCCCCGCGAAGGCCGCCAAAGGGUUCGGGUAACUCAGACGAGAAAAUUCUGGACGGGUUUGGAACGAAUGUCCCAAUACUGGGACUCCAGCUUGGAUCACUACUACGAGCGUCCUGCAACACCACAACAACAGGGUCCAGCAGGCGAUUCUGGGGGCAAGAUGCAGACAGACAACGGAACACAGCCGGUCUCCCCGAAUGAAACGGAGGUAUCGAUGGACCUUGAAGCUCCCGCCAAGACCAAUGACCAGGUGCGCGAACAAUCAGAAUGUGUGACAAUGUAUAAAGGACGGCGUACCGGCUGUGGAAGUGAGAUGCCAGAAGACAUUCGCGAAGAGACCAUUCGCGCAUUGGCGGAAAUGGCGGCCUGGCCCUUCGGGUGCCAAGUGGCUCUUCCCAUUAUGCCUCCAAGGCUCACAGUAAAGACUCUGCUUUUCCCUGUACGACAGACGUUCACGGUGGCUCGAUCCCCCAAGGAUCGACAACUGGCACGAAGCGGUGUUAUGGAAGGACCCCUUCUUGUUGCUCAAUGUCGACCCGAAACCUCUUUCCGAGUAUCUCACGAAGCUCCUGGGUCCGGCACCGCAGAGAUAUGCGAUUUGUUCCGGGAGGUUGGGGGCAUGCUCCUGACUGCUCAAGAACGGUUGCGCCAGGGAACUGCCGAAGUCAGACCUGGCGAGGGGAAGUGGUGGACGACUUCGCCCCGGUGGGGUGGUGCUCCCAAUGACGCUGUGGGUGAUAGUGGCAAUUGUAAUGAUAUACCGCCAACACCGGAGUCUGGCAAUGCUCGCAAACGAUCUAAAUAUGAGCAUCCUUUCUUGGCCUCCCGGAGACCAGCCGGUUCACGCAAACUAAGCAACAGCGAGCGGUGGAAGCUCGUUCAGCCAGGCCCUAGUCUCUGGGACCGGCGGAUGAGGUAUAUUCAGAUCGGGAAGGGCAUGGAAAGCCCAUUUGAUGAUAUUUACAUGUUAUCCUCCAUCAACCACCAUCUUGCCAUUCUCCAUCUCCAGGUCCAUCGGAGAUACAUUGAAAUCUUGACGACGGGAGACAGUGACUUCCCCCCCGACACCGACACACCGGAUCAACCAUGGAAGUAUGUCCCCGGCGCAUAG
Aspergillus tanneri is the source of this 1596-nucleotide messenger RNA. RefSeq lists its product as uncharacterized. The record is from RefSeq and is a predicted model, not a curated record. The transcript has 4 exons. The coding region runs from base 1 to 1596 and encodes 531 amino acids. Lineage: Eukaryota; Fungi; Ascomycota; Eurotiomycetes; Eurotiales; Aspergillaceae.